AUUACUUGAUCUAAUGGUAACACCUUAUGGAGGAAAAAGACUGGGAAGUUUCUUCUUCAAGCGAUAACGAAGCUGGUUUUCCAAACGAUGAUGACGAAGAGUUUCAUUCUGGUGGUUCUGUACCCAAGUUACAGUUCAGAGUAGGAUCUUCCAAGGCUCGUUGGAUUGCUGAGUUAGGAAUGGCUGAAGUUGAGGUUAAAAGGGGAAAACUUUGGACGACAACUGGAAUCAUUCGUAGUGGAAAGACAUAUUGCUUCAUAGAAGAGGCUCUGUAUUUGAGUGAAAUAGGAGAGUUACAGAUCUUGGGUAAUGAGGAUGACAUAGCGAUCCCAUUGAAGGACUUGUAUGAGAAAAUGGCAGAGGAAAAAAGCGGUUGCUCUUGGGAUAACUAUGAGGUUUAUAGAUACUUAAAGGGUCUAGGUUACAUACUAGGCAGGAAUGGAAUUUCUUGGACGUUAAAGGAUGCUGCAAUUACGAGACCAUAUGGUGAAGAAGAGUCAGCUUGUGCAGGUGAAUGUCUUGAAGACAAGGAUACUGUAACUAAACUCUUGGGAGAUAUGCAGAUUUGUGAUGCAAAAGCUGUGUUUGACGUGUAUCUACCAAACAGCCGGUUCAAGAAGUCUUCUCCUGGUGAACCGAGCUUUGUAGCUUGCUUCUCUGGGGACUCUCCACCAAGCAAAAAAGAUAUUAAAGUCCUGCAAAAGCGCAUAGCUGCACCAUUAAUGUUCUGUCAUGUCGCUCAGGGCCGUGCCAGUUUCUUUUCCUUCAGUUCCAUAGACCUCCCUGUCUUACCAUAAAAUGUAAUAGAAAAAAACGGAAUGGUCUAGUAUUCGAUAGACAAGUCACGAAUCAAACUGAGAGUUUACA
Arabidopsis arenosa is the source of this 867-nucleotide messenger RNA. Lineage: Eukaryota; Viridiplantae; Streptophyta; Magnoliopsida; Brassicales; Brassicaceae. The record is from the annotation of a GenBank genome assembly.